This is a messenger RNA of Cadophora gregata, 1281 nucleotides long. RefSeq lists its product as uncharacterized. NCBI's taxonomy places the organism in Eukaryota, Fungi, Ascomycota, Leotiomycetes, Helotiales, Ploettnerulaceae. The record is from RefSeq and is a predicted model, not a curated record. The coding region runs from base 1 to 1281 and encodes 426 amino acids. The transcript is spliced from 4 exons.
AUGCAACUCACUCGAGUGAUUUUGCCAGAUAAUUCCGUUGUUGAGACUUUCUCCCAGACCCAGCGCCAGCUUAUCGUCAAUCAAAAUCCGGCACCACUCUCUGCGAAUCAUGUUGUCGGCUCGACAGGACAACCAUUCGUCCAGCUACAGCAAAACUCGAUGACAAUUGCCACGAAUGGAGCAAUCGAUCUCGUCGGUGCGCAAAUCGAACUUCCUAUGGACCCAACUAUGCUUCAACAGGCAGGCAACAUCACACCCGACAACACAUUCGUGGCGAAACUUUCACCCGAUAAACAAGCAUGGAUGGUCAUGGAGGGUAUCAAGAGUGUCAACACAACCGACAACACAGUCCGCAUCGUCAAGAUGACAAACAUCGAUGGAGAAUACAUGGCAAUUGGACGUAUGACAGUCGAGACAAGCAACGUGUUGAGUCCGUUCGGCCAAAAUGUGAACGUUACUGGAUCUGGAAUUCAAGAGAUAGAGUUCAAUGAUGGGUUCCGCAUGUCGAUCAAGGCGACUCAGCAGAUGUCUGUCAGCACAAACGUGAUCAACGGUGUCAGUACAUCGAUGACUUCUCAAGUUGGCACACCUAUCAAUAACUAUCGCUACCUCGUCACCACAAAUCUGGGCGGAGUUCAGCCAAACCUCAACCAGGUGCAAGCCGUCGUGCAACUUCCUCUCAACACCGACCGCGUGAUGCAAAUGGCCACCGCCAUGGGUGUAGAAGCAAACGGUGCAAUCACUCUCGGAGUCGCCCAACGAUCCAUUCUCCUAAACCCAGGCGGAGCAACCAACCUCCAACCCAACAAAGUGAAGAGACAAGAUCAAACUCCCACGCAAAACAACCCCGUUGCAACUCAAUUACUCCUCUCACCAACAUUCACACCCAUCGCCGCAAGAGCCGCCAUCGACCAAGUCAACGGCCGCAUCGCCAUCCCGAUAAACAACAUCAACGGCGAAUUCAUUGUGACUAUGACAAAGGCGACUGGACAAACAGCCCCACAACCAGCUGUAGCAGCCGAGCCUGGAAUCAACGGUACCACGACAACUGGAGAAGUUGGAGGAGCUGGAGUUGCUGAGCCUGCUGGAAGUGUCACGAUGAGCAUGAGUGAGCUGAGAUCGAUGAUGGAGAGACAGGCGAAUGGAGGGGUUUUCUUGGCUGAAGCCAUGUUUUCGGGAGGCAGUUCGCAAGGAACUGCUGCUGCUGCGUCCGGGAUAAAGAUUUCCACGAGACGGAAUAAAGUUCAGGGUCCUACCAAGCCGCUUCCGUUUGUUGGUUGA